GCCCCGUGGCAGCGGGAGCUGCAGGCGACGCGCAGCGGCGCGCGGCCCGGCGGAGAGCACCCGGGCGCGGGUCCCGACACCGACGACUGCGGGGCCUCCCGCCCGCGCCCCGCGCCCGUCCCCGUCCCCGUCCCCGUCCGCAGAGCCCGCUGUGUAGGAAGCCACCCUCGGAGAGGCGGCCGGGAUGGCCGGCUCGGCCCGGGAGCACCUGCUCUUCGUGCGGCGGCGGAACCCCCAGAUGCGCUACACGCUGAGCCCCGAGAACCUGCAGAGCCUCGCCCAGGGCUCCCGGCCCGAGAACAUGGCCCUGCAGCGGGCCAACAGCGACACGGACCUGGUGACCUCCGAGAGCCGCUCCAGCCUGACGGCCAGCAUGUACGAGUACACGCUGGGCCGCGCCCAGAACCUCAUCAUCUUCUGGGACAUCAAGGAGGAGGUGGACCCCAGCGACUGGAUCGGACUGUAUCACAUCGAUGAGAAUUCUCCGGCCAACUUCUGGGAUUCUAAAAACAGGGGUGUGACGGGGACACAGAAAGGGCAGAUUGUGUGGAGGAUUGAGCCCGGGCCCUAUUUCAUGGAACCGGAGAUAAAGAUCUGCUUUAAGUACUACCAUGGCAUCAGCGGAGCCCUGCGCGCCACCACCCCCUGCAUCACCGUGAGGAACCCCGCUGUGAUGAUGGGGGCAGAAGGAGGUGCUUCCGGAAGCCCGCAUUCCCGGAAGCUCAUCAGCUUCACGCUGUCCGAUCUCAGAGCUGUCGGGCUAAAGAAAGGGAUGUUCUUCAACCCGGACCCUUACCUGAAGAUGUCCAUCCGGCCGGGGAAGAAGAGCAGCUUCCCCACCUGUGCCCACCACGGGCAGGAGCGGAGGUCCACCAUCAUCAGCAACACCACCAACCCCAUUUGGCACCGAGAGAAAUACUCCUUUUUUGCACUUCUUACCGAUGUCUUAGAAAUUGAAAUUAAAGACAAAUUUGCCAAGAGCCGUCCUAUCAUCAAGCGUUUCCUGGGGAAGCUGACCAUCCCCGUGCAGCGGCUGCUGGAGCGCCAGGCCAUCGGCGACCAGAUGCUGAGCUACAACCUCGGCAGAAGGCUGCCCGCCGACCACGUGAGCGGGUACCUCCAGUUUAAAGUGGAGGUGACGUCCUCCCUGCAUGAAGAUGCCUCCCCGGAAGCCGUGGGCACGAUGCUCGGGGUCGGCUCUGUGAACGGAGACCUGGGCAGCCCUUCGGACGAGGAGGAGAUGGCCGGGGCCCACCCCGACGGCCCGGCCUGCUCCAACGGGCCCGUGUCCGAGGAGAGCGCCGAGGGGACUCCCAAGCACUCCUGCAGGACUAGCUCCACCCUGGACAUGGACGGGGAGGACCUGACCUCCGUGUCCUCGAGGAACUCGCCGCCCCGCGGACGCCAGGACUCACUCAACGAUUACCUGGAUGCCGUGGAACACCACGGCCCCGCCAGGCCGGGCCCCGCGCCCUGCGCCGAGCGGCCCCGGGGGGCCUCUCCGAAGCUGAGGAGCAGCUUCCCCACCGACACGAGGCUCAGCGCCAUGCUCCACAUCGACUCCGACGAGGAGGACCACGAGCUGCAGCUGGGCCUGGGCUCCCCGUCGUCCCUGGAAGAGGAGGGGGGCAUGAUCAUGUUCGGGGGGCCCGCGAGGACUGACGACGGGAGCCUGUCCUCUCAGACGAAGCAGGAAGACGCCCCGCUGGAGACCGAGGAGGCCCCCAUGCCCGAUGCCGCUUCCUCGGAGGGGAAGCCGGAGGGUCUCCCCGAGGAGCUGGCCGAGGGCUCCUCCCCAGCAGGCCCUGCCCCAGGGGACUGCGAAGAGGGUCCAGAGUCUCCAGCCGGUGCCGACCUGGACCAGGACCAGGACCAGGACCAGGACCAGGACGGCACUGAGCCCUGUGGCUCCCAAGAGGUGGACCCGCCCACGAGUGGGGCAGACACGGGCACCCCGGACACGUCGGGAGGGAGCCGGAGGGCCACCAGUGAGACCGAGUCCCUUGACCAGGGCUCAGAGCCCUCCCAGGUGUCCUCCGAGACGGAACCCAGCGACCCCGCCCGGACCGAGAGCGUGAGCGAGGCCAGCACCAGGCCCGAGGGCGAGAGCGACCUGGACGGCGCGGACAGCUCCUGCAACGAGAGCGUCACCACGCAGCUGUCCUCGGUGGAGACGCGGUGCUCCUCUCUCGAGAGUGCCCGGUUCCCGGAGACCCCGGCCUUCUCUCCCCAGGAGGAGGAGGAGGACAGGGCCUGUGCGGGGGAGCCCCCCAGCGGCGGCCCCGCCCGGGGGGCGCAGGAGGCCACGUGCGCCCCUGGGUCCCUGCCGGCGGUGCACAUGCCCAGCGCCGAGGAGGAGGGUCCCGGGGCAGAGGCGGCCACCUUCCCCGACCAGGACGAGGGCGGGGAGGUCUGGCAGCGGAGGGGCAGCCUCGAGGGAGCGGCGGCCACUGUGGAGAGCCAGCCCCAGGAAGAGGGCGACGCCGGCGGCGGCGAUGCCCAGGCGGCUGGUGAAGGGGCCACUGCCCAGGAGGAGGGCGCCACUGGAGGUUCUCAGGCCAACGGCCAUCAGCCACUGCGCUCACUGCCUUCCGUGCGCCAGGAUGUCAGCCGGUACCAGCGGGUGGACGAGGCUCUCCCACCAAACUGGGAGGCGCGCAUCGACAGCCAUGGCAGGAUCUUCUACGUGGACCACGUGAACAGGACCACGACGUGGCAGCGGCCCACGGCGCCCCCCGCCCCACAGGUGCUGCAGAGGUCCAACUCCAUCCAGCAGAUGGAGCAGCUGAACCGCAGGUAUCAGAGCAUCCGCAGAACCAUGACGAACGAGAGGCCCGAGGAAAACACCACCGCCAUCGAUGGGGCCGGGGAGGAGGCCGACUUCCACCAAGCCAGCGCAGACUUCCGCCGGGAGAACGUCCUGCCGCACUCUACCUCCAGAUCCAGGCUCACGUUGCUGUUACAGUCUCCCCCCGUGAAGUUCCUCAUCAGCCCCGAGUUCUUCACCGUGCUACACUCGAACCCCAGUGCCUACCGCAUGUUUACAAACAACACGUGUUUGAAGCACAUGAUCACCAAAGUCCGGCGGGACACCCACCACUUUGAACGCUACCAGCACAACCGGGACCUUGUGGGAUUUCUCAACAUGUUCGCCAACAAACAGCUGGAGCUGCCCAGGGGCUGGGAAAUGAAACACGACCAUCAGGGCAAGGCGUUCUUUGUCGACCACAACUCCCGGACCACCACGUUCAUCGACCCCCGGCUCCCCCUGCAGAGCGGCCGGCCCACGAGCGCACUGGUGCACCGGCAGCACCUGACCCGGCAGCGCAGCCACAGCGCGGGCGAGGUAGGAGAGGAUUCGCGACACGCGGGGCCGCCCGUCCUUCCCAGGCCGUCCAGCACGUUCAACACCGUCAGCAGGCCGCAGUACCAGGACAUGGUUCCAGUGGCUUAUAAUGACAAGAUCGUUGCAUUUCUGCGCCAACCCAAUAUCUUUGAAAUUCUGCAGGAACGUCAGCCUGAUCUCACCAGGAACCACUCACUCAGGGAGAAGAUCCAAUUUAUUCGAACGGAAGGGACCCCAGGAUUGGUGCGUCUUUCCAGUGAUGCAGACCUUGUGAUGUUGCUGAGUUUAUUUGAAGAAGAGAUAAUGUCUUAUGUGCCUCCACAUGCCUUACUCCACCCCAGCUACUGUCAGUCCCCGCGCGGCUCCCCUGUGUCCUCUCCCCAGAACUCGCCAGGUACGCAGCGUGCCAAUGCCCGGGCACCAGCCCCUUACAAGCGAGACUUUGAAGCCAAGCUGAGGAACUUUUACAGGAAGUUGGAGACUAAAGGAUAUGGACAAGGCCCAGGGAAAUUAAAGUUAAUCAUCAGAAGAGAUCACUUACUCGAAGAUGCUUUUAAUCAGAUCAUGGGCUACUCCCGGAAAGACCUGCAGAGAAAUAAGCUGUACGUCACCUUCGUCGGGGAGGAAGGGCUGGAUUACAGCGGACCUUCCAGAGAGUUCUUCUUCCUGGUGUCCAGAGAACUCUUCAAUCCAUAUUACGGCUUAUUCGAAUAUUCGGCCAAUGACACAUACACAGUGCAGAUAAGUCCCAUGUCCGCUUUUGUGGACAAUCACCAUGAAUGGUUCCGGUUCAGCGGCAGGAUCCUGGGCCUGGCGCUGAUACACCAGUACUUGCUGGAUGCCUUCUUCACGCGGCCCUUUUACAAGGCUCUCCUCAGAAUCCUGUGUGACCUGAGUGACCUCGAGUACCUGGAUGAAGAGUUCCACCAAAGCCUACAGUGGAUGAAGGACAACGACAUCCACGACAUCCUGGACCUCACCUUCACUGUGAACGAAGAAGUCUUCGGGCAGAUCACGGAGCGCGAGCUAAAGCCUGGGGGUGCCAACAUCCCGGUCACGGAGAAGAACAAGAAGGAGUACAUCGAGAGGAUGGUGAAGUGGCGGAUCGAGCGCGGCGUGGUGCAGCAGACCGAGAGCUUGGUGCGCGGCUUCUACGAGGUGGUGGAUGCCAGGCUGGUCUCUGUGUUCGAUGCGAGGGAACUAGAGCUGGUCAUCGCAGGCACUGCCGAAAUAGACCUGAGUGACUGGAGAAACAACACCGAGUACAGAGGAGGGUACCACGACAAUCACAUUGUAAUUCGGUGGUUCUGGGCUGCGGUGGAGAGAUUCAACAAUGAACAACGACUGCGGUUGUUACAGUUUGUGACGGGCACGUCCAGCAUUCCCUACGAAGGCUUCGCCUCUCUCCGAGGAAGCAAUGGCCCCAGAAGGUUCUGUGUGGAAAAGUGGGGGAAAAUCACCGCGCUUCCCAGAGCUCACACGUGUUUCAACCGCCUGGACCUCCCCCCGUACCCCUCGUUCUCCAUGCUGUACGAGAAGCUCCUGACGGCCGUUGAGGAGACCAGCACCUUUGGACUUGAGUGACCAGAAGCCCAGUGCCCGGCUGCGUGGGGGCAGGCGGCUGGGGAGGCUGCCCUCCAGGACGGCCCACCCCCGGGAGGGGCCGAGCGGGCUUCCGUCUGAGUAACGCCUUCCCUUGACAAGCCUAAGCCACGUGUGGGGACUGGAUCGCCGUGAGGAGUCCUCUCUGAAGGAUGGGGGUGAGCUUGAUGCCCAGGGGACAACCCAACAGUCUUUCAGUCGGCAGGUCCUGACUCCCACGCUUCUUCCCAUUCGUUGCAUCCCAAGACCAAGAUGAACCUGUGCGGAUCAGCUCAAGGUCACUGUGCAGGGACUUGGGAGAAUCUUGAAACUUGACCUUGAACGUGAUUCAAGCCAAACCGCAGCCCUUGACCCGAUCUCCAAAUUAGUGCGAGUUCAAUAAUGGAAUAAAAACACGUGUAUUUCCCAAAAGUACCUUUGUGUGAGCCCCAAGUUAUCACAGAAUAUUCCUUUUCUUGCUUAUGUGUGCCUGCAUGGUGUUGCACGUAGGUUUCAGCUUCCACGGGACCCGAGUGGAAAUGAAACCAAGUCAACAUGAGGCAACUUUAAAGAUUUGCAAUAAGGUGGUCUAUGACGAUGGAUAUGCAAAGUGGUCUGUGUGUCAUUAUGGCUGGAGACAAACUGUUCCACAGUGAAUUACUACCGACAGAUUGUAUGCUUUCUAAUGCAUGGAAACAAUUUUAAAUAACUAGCGAUUAACUCACAGCAUAUCAGAAAAAAGUCCACGGUGAGUUCCGUUCAUUUUUUUAUAGGUUCAUGACAUUUAUGUUCUUUAAGGUGUAUAUAGGAGCCCACCUGUCCUGUUCGUGUCGCCGGAUCCAUUUCCAUGUUCCAUGCUUCCUUGGGCAUCAUGCCAGUAGGUAUCCUUUUAAGCACUGUCCAGGGAACCAAAGGGCCUUUUAUUUUUCUAAAGGUACAAAAAAAUUCCCCGAAAUAUUUUGCACUGAAUGUACCAAAGUUGAAGGGACGUUACAAGAUGACUGACAGCAACUCCAUCACUGGGCAAGUAUAACAGGAAACAGCUUUGAAAUUCAGACUUCUCCACAGUGCCAUGUCUACCACUACAGGACUGUGCAUCUAAGUAAUAAUUUUUUAAGACUCACGAUAUGUGAUAGUACGAUAUGCAUUUAUUUAAAAUGCAUUAGACUCUUCCAUCCAUCAAAUUCUUUACAGGAUGGCAUUUAAUAAAGAUAUUUCGUACCCCACCCCCCUGCUUUUUAUUUGUACAGCAUCAUGAAACACCAGGCUCACUGAGGGGAGCCAUCAGCAACACCUAAGGGGUCAGCUCUCUUUAGUAACCAGAAUUCCAUCUCCCUCGUCAGUGAAGACGUCACAGACGGAAACCCUCAGUACCCUAUUGCCAAGCCUGCAUUUUCACCGAUGCGUAAAUUCCUCAUCAACAUAAGGAAACGGGUCUUCUAGGAUACCUUGGACAUUGCAUGACACCACUCAUGUUACACUUGCUUAGUUUUCUCAGAGGGUGUCCUUCGUUUCUACUGCUUUCGGGUUUUUUCCACAUCGUUGUUUAUUUCUGGACGUAUGGCCAUAACUCAUCAGAGGAUCAAUGCAGCGAAGUUAAAUUGUGAAUAAUAAAAGCGUUGGAUUAACAUCUGGUUUGCCAGCCUAUGGUUUUACAGGCAUUGCCCGACCACUUCUCUGAGCUCUAAGUAGCCGUGGGAUCCUCGUUGGGGGAUGUUGGCGGUCUUACACUUUGUAAAGGUCACGUGCGUGGGUUAUGUAGGUUGGUCUUAAGAGCAGAUUACCCCCCCCCCCGUUGGGUGAGCUGCAUUUACUGGUGGGGUCUCGAGAGAAGAGCCACUCAGGCUGCGUUCCUGCACUAGAGGCAGAUGCUGCCGGGCGGGGAAUGUUCUGAAAUAAAGACCCCCAAGCCCGCAGGUGGGGAGGGAAGGGGUACCUGUGUCCUGUCACUGGACCAGAAACUACGGGAAGAGAAAAACUUUUAACUGGAACAAUUAGUGUGUACUUACUGACCAUGAAUGUAAGUAUUUUUAAUUUUGCAAAUUAUUUUUACUAGAUACAAGGGAAAUCAUAUAAUAUACUUUAUUUAAAAAACGACAUUUUUUAUGGUCAUGUGACGUUUCAGAGCCGGCAUUCUCUAAACAGCUGAAAUUGAAGGUGGCAUUUCUUACAAAAAUACAUUCCUAGACCACGUGAGCUUUCAUUUUGGUCUGUGACACUUGGUUACCAUACUCCACAUUAUCAGGUAAAAGAAAUUUAAAGUAAAGUGUCUCUCUUUAAUUAUUUCUAAGAAAUAUAUUUAUUUGUUAGGGCAUCCAACUUCUCGUAUAACAGUAUAAGCACCUAGCUGCUACUGUUCUCAGAAUUGGGGAUUCUCAAAGACGUACUUAGCCUAUCAAAACACCAUGGUUACUGACCUUUUUUUUUUUUUCCACUAGUAAAACAAAGACUCCAGUAAUCACUUUCUAGAAUAUUAAAUAUCAUGUCUACAGAAUAAUUUAGUCUUGAAUAUACUCUACAAUUAGAAAUAUCCAUGUAUUUUUUUUCUUCUGGACUGUGAACUGGGUAACUCGCUGUAUGGCCUUGUUCCUUUAAGAAGCUCUUAAGUGAUACUCAUACCGCCCCGUCUUAUAGCAUAAAAGACAGUCAUGAUGCAUCAUGUACGUACGCAGAGAAUCUCUGAGAUGAGAGGAGAGGCACAGUGUUGGCAUUCGCCCCGUGUCAGCCACUGUGUCUGAUCAUGGAGCUGCAGAUUCGAAAUCUGCCCUUGAGAAGUUCAUGAUCUAGAGGAGUAGACACCAAGGUUCAAAAAAGUCUUUUCAGUAGAAUUUGGUUCCACCAUCAAGGGAUGAGAAGAGAAUGGUUUGCUCCGUCUGGGAAGUCACUGAAGGCUUCAUACAUGGGCAUUACUGUAGCCGAGGAAGGAAGGGAGGAAAGUCACAUAAUGCCCUGUCUGUUGGGGCUAAAGGCAGGUCAUAGCGUGUUGGUACUGGUCAAGUGCUGGAGCCCAUGGUGCAUUCAUGCACAAGGGUUUGAAGUGUGCGUGUGGGGAGCUGCACCUGAAGGAACAACUGGAGGGUCUUCAAAUUGUCCAAGAAAUGCCCCAGUGAGAUGUGGCCCUUUCCCGGUUCCUCUGGUCUGCACUCCAGUGUACCUUCCGUUUUCACUGUGAGAAAUACCAGUCCUGAGCCCAACCCGCUUCUGGAGUCGAAACGUUUUUCUUGUGCAAAAACGAAUGGAUCUUGGUCAGAGAAGCGUGGUCAUCAUUUUCUAGCAUCUGUUGUGCUUAUGACGACUUAGUAGAAAUUCUGUAAUUGAAGGAAAAUCUGUGUCACCUGCAUAAGAAUCCUUAUGGUAACACAGCGUUCAGAUGAUGAAUGGCAAUGGUCGCACCUGUUUGUGUCGCACUUUAGAGUGUCAGAGGACUUCCGGGGCAUCAUCUCUCCAUCCUCACACACUUCGUGGGGUUGAAGGUACCACGUCCCAUGUGGUUUGAGGCUGGUGUUUGCGGCUGGCUGGUGAGAUGUUUCAGUGCUUUAUAGUUACAAUUCUAGGUUUCGCCACCAGAGAUGGAGAGGGCUAAUGUUUCUACCAGCAUGUUUCGCUUUCAGUGAAUUUUGCAAGAUGAUUCACCUACCAAAGGCUCACUUUUUCAAACACUCUAAAAUGUGACGCCCUCAGAAAAGCCCAUGAAGAAAUGAGUACAGUACAUUCCUGGAAAAAAACUCCCCAUACGCUUAACGGUUGCAUUUUACUAUUUGUUAUAAGAAAUGAAAAACAGAAUGCCAAUGUGACUGCUUUUGGUGGAUUUAUGUAGUAUAGCAGUUUAGUUUUCUCAAAUACUAUUUGGAAGCAACAUCAUGGGAAAAAGGACUUUAAUCAAAAGCCUUCUUUUAUUUUAAUUUUUCAUUUUUAGGAAGGAUGGGUCUAGAAAGCCCUGGUAGCGGAGUGGCAGUGAUGUGGAUGAAGAAACUACUGCAGGGUUGGGUUUUUUUUUUCCUCUCUGUCCUCACAUUCAUCCAUUUUUUUCUUUCUUUCUACACAAACUGUAUUUAGAACGUGACCACUUGUAACUAAGACAAACAUCUUUGAAUGAAGAGUCUAAAAGUCUUUCCAGUUUAAACCCCAUUCAGGAAAUCCCCCGGGCAGGUGGAAUGAUGCUAUGUGCUCAUUAAGAGAUAUGUGUAAGUCUGCACAGUCAGAGCAUGCAAGUGAAGACUCAUCUCCAAACCGAGUCUGAGCAGCAGGCCCUUCGUUCUCUCUGACCUGCUUUCUGAUUUAGAUGAUGAGUACGAACACUAGAUCUCAGGCACCUUCCUCCCAUCGAAUUUGAGUUUAGAUCGAGACUGUCACUUCCAAUUAAAUUCCAAUCUUUGCAAAAUCCCUUAACUGUGCAGUUCGAUUGUGCUUUCCAGGUAGGUGUGUUUGUCUAACACGGAAGCAGAGGGGUUCCGGAGACAGUAAAGCUUUCUCAUUUCUAAAUGGUGGCUGAAAGCCAACCAACUGCUCCCCGCUGGGUGAUAAAAAAACGAAAAAGCAAAAAGAGGUGCCCUGCCCUCCAGGAACGCAGUGCUAAUUACUGACUGACAACAGCCCAGACAGGGGUGGUCACUGCAUUCCAGGAGCGUGUGGACUAGCAGUUGUUAAGGGAGGACUGUAACGGGGAAGCUGAAACAAGGGAGGGAGGAUCCCGUAGGGCUUGCUGGUGGGGUCGGAGCAAACAGUGAGUCUGGUUUCUGACUUUGAGGAAAAGCGUGCCAUGAUGCUUAAUGAGGGCGCUGCUUGCUACCCCCCCUUCUUGGGAAUAGCCCAUUUUCUAAGUUUGGCGGGUCGAUGACAUUUUGGGAUUGCAAAACAGAAUGUAGCCCCCACUAUUAGAGUCAACCAGAGCUUCCAUCAGGGGAGUCAGUAAUUUAGUAUUAAAUCCCAUUGUGGAUAUUUUUAAACUUAAGGAGCAUUGUUACUACGAUUGAACUUCAUACAUGAAAUAGAGGAAAGGGUGUUGCUUGGCUUAGUCCACGGAAUGUGUUUUCCAGUAGACGUUCUUUGGCGUUCGAAGAGCUUUUGAGACAUUUUCAUGGUUUCUAGUGGUGACUUCAAUGCCCUCUGUUAGUCUAGAAGGCGAAAACCUUAAGAACUGGGUUCCUGAAUUUCAAAUGGAGACCUAGUCAGUGUUUCCAGCUUUUCAGGAAGUGAAUCAAGACUGAAAAGACAUUUGCUUAGACGUACGAUGCGGAGUAGUUGGCUUUCAUGAUGGGCAGGUCAGCAGCAUGGGCAGGCCCCCGUUUCCCGGGGAACACAGGAACACUGCGUUCAUGUGCGUGGCUUUUACUUCUGGUCGCCUUGGGCAGGCGAUGUCUUUCUAUCUGAUUUUUCUUUGAAGAUAUUACAACCCUGAGGCAUGUUGAUCUGUAUGUUGUGUGAUUCAAACUGAAUCGGCUGUUACUGAUGCCAAAGGAAUCAUCAGUAAACUUCUGGUUACUAUCACCUUCUGCAAAAAAAAAAAAAAAGGGGGGGGGGUGGUGAAUAACAUUCAAGAAAUACCUUGGAAGGAUUAACUAAGAACCAAAUGUUCUUUUAGGACCUUAAUGCUCUAAAAGAUGUUAUUACAACCUAUUUAUGUUUCUUUACAUGCUAUCAUAGGUAAAAUUUGAGGCUGUUAAUAUUUGGAACGUACAUAAGAUUACAUGUUUUUACAAUAGGGAUGCAGGCAUUCCAAAGUAAAUGAAAAUACGUGCAUCUCUCUUGCCUCUUACUGAAAGUAUUAAUCGAAUUUUAUAAUAAUGCUUACUUUUUAAUAUGAAGGCUCUGCAAAAAAAAACCAUAUUUAUUUCUAAGAUUUCAGUAGAGCCCAGGUGAUGUAUUUUUUUAAAGCCUUGCCAUUUCCUUUCACCACCUCCACCUACUGUGUCUACCACACCAUGUAUCACAGGUAAUCGCUAUGUUUCUAUUUUGUUGAGUUGAUUUAGAAUUCAUACCUAGUCAAUGUGACUUUUCAUAGAGAAUAAUAACAGGAGGCAUUUGCUAUUGGCAUUAAGAUUAUACAGCUCUCAUUUCACCUUAUAUUUAAAGUUCAUCUUUUAUUUUUUUUCAAAGCAAACAAUGCGGAUUGUUGACAUCCUAGAAGUGACUCGCGGGUGGUAUUAAGUGGAGCCUGGAACUCUGACAUGUAGACUCCUUGUUUGUUUUCUGCAAAGUCUGUGUUCUUAUCCUCAUCUGACCCCCUGGCUUUUGUGUUGUAUUUUUUUAUGAUUCUGAAAUGCUUUGAAGGAAAGAUAUUUUAAUGUGUACAAUUUAUUUUAUUUUCAUACUGAUCUCUAUUUUGUUUAAAACCAUGUUGCAUCAUGAAAUCACUUAAUCCAAAAUAAAUCUUCUUUAAAAAAAUA
This is a messenger RNA of Myotis daubentonii (Daubenton's bat), 11313 nucleotides long. It is a transcript of the gene HECW2, whose product is annotated as HECT, C2 and WW domain containing E3 ubiquitin protein ligase 2. Gene Ontology annotation, molecular function: protein binding; ubiquitin protein ligase activity. Gene Ontology annotation, cellular component: cytoplasm. The record is from RefSeq and is a predicted model, not a curated record. NCBI's taxonomy places the organism in Eukaryota, Metazoa, Chordata, Mammalia, Chiroptera, Vespertilionidae. Gene Ontology annotation, biological process: protein ubiquitination; ubiquitin-dependent protein catabolic process; regulation of dendrite morphogenesis.